CAACAUCCACGCUCCCUUUGCAUAACUUCCGAUAGUUACUAGCGGCCACUUCUGGUCUUUACCACCACCCAAUCCUUUGCUUAAUGCGUCCACAUCUCUUGCCGAGCGCUCUGCUCGUCCUCCUGCUUGACUGGACAGGUACUUACGCUCAGUCUAGCCAAGCGCAGACCUCCGGUGCAUCAUUUCUUUCUGACACGCUGGUGAGAAAGGAUCAAGUGCAGAAUGUGCUCGAGCAUGAGCCUGUACAGCAAACGACCUGCGAGAACACUCUUACGGGACCCAUCGAGACCACAAUGUGUGACUACGAGACCGUGGAAAGCGUCGGCGACGUCCUGUUUGAGCGUUUACACGAACUGGUACAGACUCCGUUCUUCAAGUAUUUUCGAGCAGACUUGUAUAGAGAGUGUCCUUUCUGGGAGGAAAAUGUACUUUGCAUGAGUAAGGACUGCAGCAUCAUCACGGUGGACGAGGAACAGAUACCUGAGAAAUGGAGGGUAGCUACUCUUAGCAAGCUGGAAGUACCUCCUGAAGACCAGCGUGAAUCAUUACCAGGGUGCUAUUACAAAGACACAGAUUUCUGUUAUUUAGAUGACAUGACUGAGGGCGAUUACGUCGAUCUCACUCUGAAUCCCGAGCGUUUCACGGGCUAUGCUGGAUUCUCUGCUCACCGUAUUUGGAAGGCUAUCUACGAGGAGAACUGCUUUGGACAGUCCGAACUUUCUCUCAUGAAUAGUCCCUCAACUGCCAAUGUUCAGUUACCAGAUACGAUGUCUGAGAUUCUUCGUGUCGAUGGCGAAGAAACUAGCGCGCAAUGCCUCGAGAAAAGGGUUUAUUAUAAGAUCAUUUCUGGCCUGCACGCGUCUAUUUCUACACAUAUCUGUCAAGAGCACUUGGACACGACAACGGGAGAAUGGGGCCCUGAUCUGCAGUGCUUCGUUACGCGCAUAGCUUCACACCCUGAACGCCUGCAGUAUAUCUACUUCAACACCGUUCUCCUUCUCCGCGCAGUUGCUCGCAUUGGACCGUACCUGUCUGCCUACGACUACUGUUCGUCUGGUACCCAUGAAGAGGACGCUGCGACAUUGGGCAUGCUGACUCACGUCAUCGACAUUGCGCAGACCGUCGGAAAGUUCGACGAGUCUGUCUUGUUCCGAGGCGAGAAUGCUAAUGUCUUGAAAGAGGAGUUCAAGCAGCAUUUCCGCAACGUUACUCGCAUCAUGGACUGUGUUGCUUGUGACAAGUGUCGUCUAUGGGGCAAAGUCCAAACCACCGGCGUCGGAACAGCACUGAAGAUCCUCUUCGAACUAGACGAGAAGGCCCUUGACCCUCGGUCGAACGCCAAUCUACUUUCACGGUCGGAGGUCGUGGCGUUGAUCAACACAUUGCAUCGGUUCACCGAGAGCCUGCACGCUGUGAACGAUUUUCGUCGUAUGUGGCGUGAAACCAAUGCGGCCGAUUCCGCGAAACUCAUCAAGGAGGCUGAGAAGGUCGCUAACGCAUGGCCACGACCAUCGCCGUCUGUUGGGGAAGACAAACCUCCCGUAGGGAACCUGAUCGAGGAAAUCCAAAGACGGCUGGGUCCCUUGAUCCAAGCAUGUUGGGAGGGAACUUCUGGGUGUGUCGACCUCGUUGUCGGAGCCUUCGAGCGUAUUACCGCCACGGUCAACUCUCUGUUCAAGCUGUCUGGGAAAGAUCAGGGGCUUAGAGCGGAGUUGUGAUGCCUGAGUGGUGUAAUUAGGUAGGAGGUGUAUUCUCGUGUAGCUGUAUUGGUCGUAUAUGGAUGAUUGAAUGAACAUUUGUGCAGACUGUAUGCUCCGGACACCUUUCC
This is a messenger RNA of Heterobasidion irregulare TC 32-1, 1828 nucleotides long. RefSeq lists its product as uncharacterized. The transcript is spliced from 11 exons. Gene Ontology annotation, cellular component: endoplasmic reticulum; endoplasmic reticulum membrane. Gene Ontology annotation, molecular function: protein-disulfide reductase activity; thiol oxidase activity; FAD binding. Gene Ontology annotation, biological process: protein folding in endoplasmic reticulum. The coding region runs from base 84 to 1718 and encodes 544 amino acids. The record is from RefSeq and is a predicted model, not a curated record. NCBI's taxonomy places the organism in Eukaryota, Fungi, Basidiomycota, Agaricomycetes, Russulales, Bondarzewiaceae.